AACAGAGUAUCAGUGUAUGUAAUCAGACAAGAAGACAUCUUUAAAGUCCCACCUGGAAGAGAUCAACCAAUGAGAACAGUGAUGACAAAGGGAGUGGCUGGCAUUGGGAAAACAGUCUUAACACAGAAGUUCACUCUGGACUGGGCUGAAGACAAAGCCCAUCAGAACAUCCAGUUCAUAUUUCCGUUCACUUUCAGAGAGCUGAAUGUGCUGAAAGAGAAAAAGUUCAGCUUGGUAGAACUUGUUCAUUAUUUCUUUAUUGAAACCAAAGAAAUCUGCAGCUUUGAACAUUUCCAGGUUCUGUUCAUCUUUGAUGGCUUGGAUGAGAGUCGACUUCCUCUGGACUUCCACAACAAGGAGAUCCUGACUGAUGCUACAGAGUCCACCUCAGUGGAUGUUCUGCUGACAAACCUCAUCAGGGGGAAACUGCUUCCCUCUGCUCUCCUCUGGAUAACCACACGACCUGCAGCAGCCAAUCAGAUCCCUCCUCAGUGUGUUGGCAUGGUGACAGAGGUCAGAGGGUUCAAUGACCCACAGAAGGAGGAAUACUUCAAGAAGAGAUUCAGAGAUGAGGAGCAGGCCAGCAGGAUCAUCUCCCACAUGAAGACAUCACGAAGCCUCCACAUCAUGUGCCACAUCCCAGUCUUCUGCUGGAUCACUGCUACAGUUCUGGAGGAUGUGUUGGAGACCAGAGAGGGAGGAGAGCUGCCCAGAACCCUGACUGAGAUGUACAUCCACUUCCUGGUGGUUCAGACCAAAGUGAAGAAGGUCAAGUAUGAUGGAGGAGCUGAAACAGAUCCACACUGGAGUCCAGACAGCAGGAAAAUGAUUGAGUCUCUGGGAAAACUGGCUUUUGAUCAGCUGCAGAAAGGAAACCUGAUCUUCUAUGAAUCAGACCUGACAGAGUGUGGCAUCGAUAUCAGAGCAGCCUCAGUGUACUCAGGAGUGUUCACACAGAUCUUUAAAGAAGAGAGAGGUCUGUACCAGGACAAGGUGUUCUGCUUCAUCCAUCUGAGUGUUCAGGAGUUUCUGGCUGCUCUUCAUAUUCAUCUGACCUUCAUUAACUGUGGGGUCAACCUGAUGAAAGAUGAUACACCAUCAUUUUUCUCUACAUUUUUUAACAGAUCAAAUAUAAUUUCUCUCCAUCAGAGAGCUGUUGACCAGGCCUUACAGAGUCCAAAUGGACACCUGGACUUGUUCCUUCGCUUCCUCCUGGGACUUUCACUGCAGACCAAUCAGAAACUCUUACAAGGUCUGCUGACACAGAGAGGAAGUAGCUCACAGGCCAAUCAGGAAACAGUUCAGUACAUCAAGGAGAAGAUCAGUGAGAAUGUGUCUGCAGAGAAAAGCAUCAAUCUGUUCCACUGUCUGAAUGAACUGAAUGAUCGUUCUCUAGUGGAGGAGAUCCAACAGUCUCUGAGUUCAGGAAGUCUCUCCACAGAUAAACUGUCUCCUGCUCAGUGGUCAGCUCUGGGUUUCAUCUUAGUGUCAUCAGGAAAAGAUCUGGAUGUGUUUGACCUGAAGAAAUACUCUGCUUCAGAGGAGGUUCUUCUGAGGCUGCUGCCAGUGGUUAAAGCCUCCAACAAAGUUCUACUGAGUGUCUGUAACCUCUCAGAGAGAAGCUGUGAAGCUCUGUCCUCAGUUCUCAGCUCCCAGUCCUCCAGUCUCAGAGAACUGGACCUGAGUAACAACAACCUGCAGGAUUCAGGAGUGAAGCUUCUCUCUGCUGGACUGAAGAGUCCAAACUGCAACCUGGAAACUCUCAGGUAAAAUGUUCUCAAUCCUGGUGAAACCAGAUUUCUGUC
Gambusia affinis (western mosquitofish) is the source of this 1805-nucleotide messenger RNA. Its product is annotated as NLR family CARD domain-containing protein 3-like. The record is from RefSeq and is a predicted model, not a curated record. NCBI's taxonomy places the organism in Eukaryota, Metazoa, Chordata, Actinopteri, Cyprinodontiformes, Poeciliidae. Gene Ontology annotation, molecular function: protein binding. The transcript has 2 exons. Bases 70 to 1770 code for a protein of 566 amino acids.